AAUAAAUAAAACAUAUGAUUUGGACACACCUAGAAAAUUCUUGAUUACCCCACCCCUACACACACCUUCACGAGACAAAAACAAAUUAUGGAGCUCACAAAUUCACAAAGUAACAACAUUCCUAACAACUCCUCUUCCACCUCCGUCGUCGCCACCGCUCCUCAGCCCUUCCACCGCCACCAACAUGGCAGCGUUCGACCGUCGUCGGUCCCUUUUAUCACCUCAAUCUCCAUCCAAGCCGCCGCAGCCGCAGCUCAUCAGGCACCUCAUGCUUCAACCUUGUCGUCUACUUCAUCCGUCAGCGCUUCUACCACCGCAGCUCCGCCAUCGCGCCUUGUAGACGCGUCCCUCGCCAUAGCCACUAGAUCGGAGCCGUUAGUUGAGCCGUCGGAGGAGCCGCAGCAGCAGCAGGCGGUUAAAAGGCCGACCAAGGAUCGCCACACCAAGGUGGACGGCCGAGGGCGGCGCAUCCGCAUGCCGGCGGCUUGCGCCGCUAGGGUUUUCCAGCUGACGCGGGAAUUGGGGCACAAGUCCGACGGCGAGACAAUUGAGUGGCUUCUGCAUCAAGCCGAGCCGGCUAUCAUCGCCGCCACCGGCACCGGCACCAUUCCGGCUAAUUUCUCCACGCUCAACGUCUCCCUCCGCGGCGGCGGCGCCGGUCUCGCGGCACCGCUUUCGAAAUCGGCUCCGUACCCUUUUCACAGCACAUUAGCGCUCGCGACGGCGGCGGCGGCGGCUCACCCUUACGAAGAAAGCUUCUCUCACAUGCUGGGGUUUCACCAUCAACACGCGCCUCCGCAGCUCUUAACGCCGAGCCAAAUCGCAGAAACAAUAUCCGCCGCAGGCGGCGGCGGCGGCGGCGGAGGAGGAGGAGGAGAAGGCACGACGGAGGAUUACCUGAGGAAAAGGUACAGAGAAGAUUUGUUCAAAGACGAAGGUGCUUCAAGUAAUCCUCAAGGAGAACCUUCUGGAAACUCCACCUCACCUUCCAACAAACAAUUCAAGGGCGGCGCCUCCGCCUCCGCCGCCGCCGCAGCCGGAGCAUUUCCUAGUAUUCUCCGACAAACCACCGCCCCUAUGCCGGGAACCACCAUGUGGGCGGUUGCUCCGGCACCGAGCAGCGGCGGCACAUUCUGGAUGCUGCCGUUCACCGCCGGCGGCAGCGGCGAGAGCGGCCAAGCCCUCCCCGCCCCCGCAGCGGAGAGCACUUCCGGCGGCGACUCCCCAUCAGAGACCCAGAUGUGGUCGUUCCCCAACAACAAUUCAAACCAAACUCUCCACUCCCACUUACAGUUCACGCCGCGCUUCAAUAAUCUCCCGGCGGCGAACCUCGAUUUCCACGCGCCGCCGCCGUCGCACCAUCUCGGCCUAGGAAUGUCGGACGGCAACCUGGGCAUGUUAGCAGCUUUCAACAAUGCUUAUUCAAGAACACGAAAUGGCCCGAAUAUAAAUUCAGAAGAACAACCACAACAACAACAGCAACAUCAAGCUCAAGAUGACAGUGAUGAAAACGAAGGCGAAGACAACGAUCCUAACAACUCCUGCACCUGAUAAUCCCAAAAUUGAAUCAAUCGAUGUGUCAUAGUGUGAAAGAUUGAAGUUGCUUGAACUACUGAAUUCAGGUAUGCAGGAUUGCAGGUUUGUCUGUCAUCAUUAUAUAUGAUUCUUGUUUUCAGAUUGAGAGAGAGUGAGAGUGAUGAUAAUUUGUAUAGGAAGAUAGUGAGCUGUGAUCUGUACUGGUAUAAAGAUUAAAGAAAAUGCAAGAAAGUUGAUUUUACAGUGCA
Molecule: messenger RNA, 1784 nt
Organism: Ipomoea nil (Japanese morning glory)
Lineage: Eukaryota; Viridiplantae; Streptophyta; Magnoliopsida; Solanales; Convolvulaceae
Product: transcription factor TCP8-like
Exons: 2
Coding region: 88-1551 (487 amino acids)
Cellular component (GO): nucleus
Molecular function (GO): sequence-specific DNA binding; DNA-binding transcription factor activity
Source: RefSeq, a predicted model, not a curated record